UGCAUAAUGGUGUGACGUUUCACUGUCUUAUCCCAAAUCCUGAUUCCGGACCCAGAGUAAAGAUACCCGCCAUGUUGACGCUUCGCCGUCUCCUCUUGGCACGGCGUACUUCCUUCACCACGUCUACCAGGUACAGAGCGGCGUCGACAACAUCUCUGCGGCCAAAAUUGUUGCUUCUAGGAGACUCGCUGACUCAGGAGGGGACGGAUCCUGACGUUGGAGGCUGGGUGGCUCAAUUGCAGCACCGCUACACUCGCUCGGCUGAUGUCAUAGUCCGCGGGCUUUAUGGCUACAGCACCGAGAUUUUCGUCGAACAUGCUCUUCCGAGUCUCAAGAAGGAGCUGAGUUCUUGGCCAGAACCUCCAGCUUUCGUGGCCGUUUGGCUGGGUGGCAAUGAUUCGGCGCUGCUAUCGGGAUACGAAGCUGCGCUGCACGUGCCGAUCCCCAAGUACCGAGCCAAUCUUCGCGAAAUUGUGCAAGCAGUUCAAAAUAAAGCCCCAGACACCGCCAUACUGAUGAUCACCCCACCUGCAGUGAACGAUCGGGCGCGACGCGAAGUUUGGUCGGAUUCUGACGGAGAACUCGACUUUUCCAAUGACGGCGUUGGUGAAUACGCUCGUGCAUGUAUCGAAGAAGCGGAGAGCUUGAACGUCUCAGUGCUGGAUUUCCAUACAAUUAUGAAUGAAAUGCAUGAGCAGGAGCGCUGUGCUUGCCAAUACGACGGGCUUCACUUCAACCAGAAGGGCAACGAGUUGGUUAUUAACCACAUUCUCACCACGAUCGAGCGUGAAUUCCCAACACUAGCUAAACGCCUGGAUGUGUGGGAACACCCGGACUACCUCGAACUACUGAGCAACAAGAUAGACAACUAACUCUCGCUUCACACAAAAAACAAUCGCUCCUUUCUCUUUUACGUUUUAAAUUAUUCCGUCUUGGGUUUUGCCAUUG
Messenger RNA from Phytophthora nicotianae INRA-310, 948 nucleotides. RefSeq lists its product as hypothetical. NCBI's taxonomy places the organism in Eukaryota, Oomycota, Peronosporomycetes, Peronosporales, Peronosporaceae. The coding region runs from base 72 to 872 and encodes 266 amino acids. The record is from RefSeq and is a predicted model, not a curated record. The transcript has a single exon.